CCAGUGGGGUAGCUCUCCACAGCUUAAGGCAUGGCUUCCCAGCGGCGGCGCCACCAGCAGCAGCAACACCACCAUCACCAAUACCUCCGCGGUCUAAUUCCGGUAAUCUCAGCCGUCUCUGCCUCUCUCCUCCUCCUCCUUGCUCUCCUUUCAUUCCUCGCUCCUGCUCCGGUCGAUGAUGUCCCCCUCAGCCGUCGUUAUCUCCAUCACCACACCUCUUUCAAUGAUGACAUCGAAGUCCACGAGAAUGCGAAUGCCAGUGCAAUUUUCCGUGUUCCAAUGGACGGAGGGAGUUUAGGACAUGAUAUAUGGGCUUCCACGUUAUCCAAAUUCUACUAUGGAUGCAGUAAUGCCAGCAAUAAGUUUGCCAGAGCUGAAGCUAUCACACAACCCAAUCGUUAUUUGAUGAUUGCAACCAGUGGAGGCUUAAAUCAACAAAGGACAGGGAUAACUGAUGCUGUUGUCGCUGCCCGCAUCUUGAAUGCUACUCUUGUUGUUCCUAAGCUGGACCAGAAAUCUUUCUGGAAGGAUUGUAGCAAUUUUAGUGAGAUCUUUGAUGUGGAUUGGUUCAUUUCGUUUCUCUCAAAUGAUGUUAAAAUCAUAAAACAGCUCCCAAGAAAGGGAGGGAAAGUUUUGACUCCAUAUACCAUGCGUGUUCCAAGGAAGUGUACUGCAAGAUGCUAUCAAAAUCGUGUACUACCUGUUCUAUUGAAAAAGCGUGUUGUCCAGCUCAACAAGUUCGAUUACAGGCUUGCAAACAAGUUGGACACAGACUUACAGAAGCUGAGAUGUAGAGUUAAUUACCAUGCUUUAAGGUUUACUCAUCCUAUACUUGAAAUUGGCAUGAAAUUGGCCCACAGGAUGAGGAUGAGAAGCAGGCAUUUUAUUGCCCUCCACUUGAGGUUUGAACCUGAUAUGCUUGCAUUCUCUGGAUGUUACUAUGGUGGAGGAGAGAAGGAAAGGAAAGAACUGGGUGCAAUCCGUAGGAGGUGGAAAACGUUGCAUAAAAACAACCCCGACAAGGAACGGAGGCAUGGAAGAUGUCCUCUCACUCCAGAGGAGGUUGGAUUAAUGCUAAGAGCGCUGGGAUUUGGCAGUGAUGUUCACAUCUAUGUGGCAUCUGGUGAAAUAUAUGGAGGGGAAGAAACAUUAGCCCCUCUCAAAGCUCUCUUCCCAAAUUUCCACUCAAAGGAUACUGUGGCAAGCAAGGAUGAGUUGGCACCAUUCUCCGCAUUUUCUUCUCGCAUGGCUGCACUUGACUUUAUUGUUUGUGACGAGAGUGAUAUAUUUGUAACCAACAAUAAUGGUAACAUGGCCAGAAUCCUAGCCGGUCGAAGGAGAUAUUUCGGACAUAAACGCACUAUUCGUCCAAAUGGUAGAAAACUGAAUUCCUUGUUUCCGAGUCGGGCUAACAUGACUUGGGAAGCAUUUGCAUCCAGAGUCCGUACUCAUCAGAGAGGCUUCAUGGGAGAGCCAAAUGAGGUGAGGCCAGGCUGGGGUGAAUUUCAUGAGAACCCAUCAUCUUGCAUAUGUGAAGAUUCUGAGGCAAAGGCAAAACGAGAUCGAGUUUCCCAAAUUCAGACUAAGGGUGGCCAGAAAAGUGGGAAGGGUGGGAAUGAAGCAAUCAAAGAUACUGGUGAAGUCACUGACAAUCAAUUUGCUGAUGAUGAACCAGACUGGUCUGAUCCAGAUUACAUGGAGAAUCAGGAUGGGCCAGGGGAGAAGGGAAAGUCUACUGGGACACAUUUAGAUUAUGAUUUGUUCCUUAAAUCUGAGGAACCUGAGUUGGAAGAAAUGCUAUCAGAUUGAUGAAGCUACCUUGCCCCUAAACAAAAAGUUGUUUUGAUUGUACGUAACCCAUUCUUUCAUUGCAUUCUUUGGGACCUUCCACCUUUUUUGACAGUUUUUUGCUUAUUUGGAGAACGACUUUUGACCGCUGCUGGAGUUUGGAGAGUUAUAUUCCUGUAUAUAGAGGUAUAGCAAUAGAGUUUGUACAGCAUCGUAUUUUUGUGAAACUAGUUCAAAUUCAAGGACCAUUAAGGCAAGCUGCGUUGUGCAAAUUCAAAGCUUCCUCUGUACAAUAAUGGGAGGGGGGGGGGUGGAAUCUUCGGCCUCACAGUUGUAACAAACCUUUUUAGACAUUCCUUAAAAACACUGUUAUUGUAAAUUUGCAGAGGAAGGGGUUGGAGACGGAGCAGGAAAGGAGUCGUCGGGUCGUAUUGUAAAGGUUUUUCUGAAGAUGUGAACAUCAAAAUGUUAAAUUGGUAUCAGAAUGUUUAAACAAUGUGUUUUCCUAUGAUUAGAAAUAGAAAAUAGUCCUGAAGGUUGC
Molecule: messenger RNA, 2329 nt
Organism: Telopea speciosissima
Lineage: Eukaryota; Viridiplantae; Streptophyta; Magnoliopsida; Proteales; Proteaceae
Product: O-fucosyltransferase 16-like
Exons: 10
Coding region: 31-1809 (592 amino acids)
Source: RefSeq, a predicted model, not a curated record